AGCUCUAUGAAAUAUACAACGGGAGAGCGCGCUUGACGUCACACGUUUUCAGGGAAGGACGCUGUUUGAACAAUGGGAUGUGCCAGAUCGUGAGUAAAUUCAGACGGGAGCAACGGAAAUGCAAUAGUUUUAUUACUACUACUAGUGCUGGGGAUAUUUCAGGAACAUUGCAACAAUACACAACGUCUUCAUUCAGUGACCAGGGCUGCUAUUUCCCUUUUUCAUAGGUAUUUUUCCCCCUCAUCUCAAGAUACCACUGCAAUCAAGAUUUUAAACUAGAAUGGCUUGCCGCAACAUACAUGCAGCGACAGUAUUUGCAUUUCUAUUUGGAAUGGCAUCGGUAGGAGGACUCAUUGCAGCUACCCUCAUUCCUCAGUGGAGAAUUACAAGACUAAUCACUUUCAACAAAAAUGCCAAGAAUGUAACAAUCAACGAUGGAUUAUGGGUGAAGUGCGUUCGACUGGACGGAAGCACAGCCUGUCUUGUAUACGACAAGGAGUGGUAUUCUACAUUGGACCAGUUGGAUCUACGAGUUCUUCAAUUCGCCCUUCCCAUCAGCAUUUUGAUUGCUGUUUUUGCGUUGAUGUUGUGUUUUAUUGGCAUGUGUAACACAGCUUUUGGCCCAGAAGUCCCCAACUUUAAUCUUGCCAAGUGCCUCGUAAACAGUGCAGGGUGCCACCUCGUAGCUGCUUUACUGUAUCUACUGGCAGGUGCUUUGAGCAUAACACCUUCAAUCUGGGUCAUUUUUCAUACUGCCGAUCUGAGCAAGAAGUUUGGCCCUUUGUUUUCCCCUGAUAUUUCUGUUUAUUUGGCAAUUGGCAGUGCAGGAGGAAUGCUUCUCACAUCCUGUCUCUUGUUUUUGUGGUAUUGUGCUUGCAAGGCUUUGCCAUCGCCAUUCUGGCAACCGCUUUAUUCACCACCUGCCAGCGUCUAUAGUUACCCAGCUCAUUCUUACGUUUCUCCUCGUUAUUCAUCACGCUCCAGAUUGUCGACUAUUGAAAUAGACAUCCCAGUUGUCGCACAGGUCCCUUAAAAUAAUGCAGCCUUCAGCCACAGUUUAAAAAAAAAAUGGGAACAGGACUAAAGGGGAUAUCAGUGUCUGCAGAAAAAGAAUCACAACCUGGAAUCUAUCCAGCUGUAUCCCCAAAAGAAUAGUCUUCAGAAAUCAAACUUCUCACAAAUCUUUUAAAAGGGUUAUUAUUUAACAUAAGCUACUGGGUGUCAGAAUGUCGUAAGACUCAAUUAUGACUAACAGCAUUUUGACUAACUAAUUCAGGCCAUAUGUAACUUAAAAUAGUAUUAGUAGUUUACCUUGCAACAAGAAAUGACUUGUGUGUGUAUUUUAAAAUACCCUGCAUAGUACAGUAUCCUGGGACCAGUUCUAUCACAAUAGACUUAGUUAUGUAGAGUGAUUGAUUUUUUCAUGUUACUGAGACCAGUAGUUUUAUUCUGUGGACAUAUCUGUCCAACUGUUGUAUGUUUCAGUGUCAAUAACUGUAGCAAGUCAUUGAUAGUUGCUUUUGCCUUGCUCCUCCAGCCUGUUUACUAUUGAAUUUCCGUUAAUUCUGUCUCAAUUGCUUUACUGCUUAACAUUUUAAACCACAGUUUUGCUUGACAUUUAUUAACAUAGACAGUAUUUUUGUAUGGAUUCAUGGGGUGUUCAUCCUAAAAACUAAAGCUUAUAAACAUUAUGAUUCUGAAAUGUGUAAUUUAUGCCUUAGAUGUUAAAACAUGAUGCUGCAAAUAUUUGUAUAUGCAUUUAUAUUAACACUGUAAAUCUGGAUGGAAUAACAUCAGAUCAUUUUUUUUACUAUUUGCCUUUUUAAAAAAAAAAAAAAAAAAAAAAAUUAGAUUUGCAGAUAUCCAUGCCUUUUGAUUUUGUCAAUAUUUGCACUGUAAUGCACGUAUAACAGAAUACUACCUAUUUAUUGUAUCUGAAAGUGCAUUUUACUGUGUGGUGUGGUGUGAUGCGCAGUAAAUUACCUGCUGUAUUUCAUCAGUUGUAAUUAAACUCUAUUUAGUGUUGGGCAAGCAUGAAAAGAUUAUACAGCUUCAUGGAAUUCUUAAUCUCUGUAAUUCACAGCUUUCCUACAUGUAGAAAAAUAUUUACUGUAAAUAAAGGGAAUAAACAUGCAUCAAAUUAGUGCUAUGUGCCCGGCCUACAUAUACAUUAAUUGUUCUCCUUUUGUUGCAUAUUUUUAAUAAAUCUUACCCAAUUCAAA
Acipenser ruthenus (sterlet) is the source of this 2222-nucleotide messenger RNA. It is a transcript of the gene cldn12, whose product is annotated as claudin 12. Gene Ontology annotation, cellular component: plasma membrane. The record is from RefSeq and is a predicted model, not a curated record. NCBI's taxonomy places the organism in Eukaryota, Metazoa, Chordata, Actinopteri, Acipenseriformes, Acipenseridae. Bases 281 to 1033 code for a protein of 250 amino acids. The transcript has 2 exons.